UCGUCAAGCGGACAGUUGAGCGCAGCGUCCAGACGGGGGCGAUGGCCGCUUCAUUCAACAGAUCAGAGAAGUCCCACAGCACUGAAACUGUGCAGAACCACAGAUGUGAGGCGCUCGGAAGAGUCAAACAACUGGUUUUAUCGCCUAUCUACGCUCCUGUCGCUCAGCUGUAACAGACAGAAAUAUGAAAACAUGGUAGUUAAAACCAGAAAACCGAAUGCCAAGGACCAGAGCAGCGAGAAGGACAGGAGUCAGUCCGUGUCGGGGACCAAAACCAAGCGUGUGAAAGAUGGAAAGGGCUCGGCUUUGAGUAAAAACGGACUUUUUGUGGGGUUCAUUAGAAACAAAUUAGGUUUGAGCCCGUCCGCUUUUGCAAGAGGAAUUUCAGUAUUGGUCCUCGCUCUUAUUGUGGGAUUUUUACACUGGUAUCAUCUCUCACAUAUAUUUGAAAAUGACAGACACUUUUCCCACAUGUCGUCCUUGGAAAAGGAGAUGGCCUUUCGAACAGAGAUGGGACUGUAUUACUCAUACUUUAAGACCAUCAUUGAGGCUCCUUCUUUCAUGGACGGUCUUUAUAUGAUCAUGAACGACCGCCUCACUGAAUACCCUCUGGUGAUAAACACUCUAAAGAGGUUUAACUUGUACCCUGAGGUGGUUUUGGCCAGCUGGUACAGAGCGUACACCAGCACAAUGGAUUUCUUUGGGAUCCCUACUAAGAUGUGUUGGACCAUCAACAGAGGGGAGGGUCUAGAUCCGGUGGAAAGUUGUGAAGGUUUGGGGGAUCCCGCAUAUUUUUAUGUCACAUUUGUGUUCCUGUUAAAUGGGGCAAUGAUGAGCCUCUUCUUCAUUUAUGGAACAUAUCUGAGUGGCAGUCGACUGGGUGGCACUUUUACAGUUCUGUGUUUCUUCUUUAAUCAUGGAGAGAGUACUCGGGUCAUGUGGACACCACCUCUGAGAGAGAGCUUCUCCUACCCCUUCCUGGUUCUGCAGAUGCUUCUGCUCACUUACAUCAUCCGGACAAGGAACCCAAGCAAGAACACCAUGAUGGCUCUGGGAAUCUCCAAUAUUUUCUUCAUGCUGCCAUGGCAGUUUGCUCAGUUUGUCCUUCUUACUCAGGUGGCAUCACUUUUUGCUUCAUACAUCUUGGGAUAUCUGAGUCCUGCAAAAAUGCAGUCCAUCUUAGUGACACACAUGAUCUCCUUGGCUGUCUGUUUUCUUCUGAUGUUCGGGAACUCGAUGCUGCUGACGUCCUUCUACGCCUCUUCACUGAUCUCCAUCUGGGGCUUAAUUUCACUCCGGGAUCGUUUGGUCGGUAUAUUCAAACCUGGAUUUUUCACAUGGGUCAUGCAGUGCCUUGCAUGGGUGGUCUCCACUGUUGUUCUGAAGUUCAUGCUCUCAGUGAUUUUUGGGGCAUCAGAUGAUGCCCACAUCAGCAGUCUGAUCAAAUCCAAGUUCACAAGUUACAAAGACUUUGACACAAUGAUGUACACGUGUGCGGCUGAGUUUGACUUCAUCGAAACAGAGACUCUCAUCCGGUACAUCAAAACCAUGCUGCUUCCAGUUAACGUGCUGAUUGUGGGUUUUAUUGCAGGAAGGACUAUCCAGGACAUUAUUGGGUUCCUCAGAAAUGAGAAGACAGAAAAGUCAGAGCAUGAUGAAAUGGAGCAAACCCAGAUGUUGGCAAAGGGAGUGCUGGUUUAUCACAGUCUGCAGCUGGUGGCGUUUGCAGUGCUGGCUGUGCUCAUCAUGAGACUGAAGCUCUUCCUCACUCCUCACAUGUGCAUCAUGUCCUGUCUGAUCUGCUCCAGACAGCUGUUUGGCUGGGUGGGAGAGAAGUUUAAACUCCAGCUGACAGUCGUGGGAAUAUUGUCCAUCAUGGCAGUCCAAGGAGUCGCCAACCUGCAGAGUCAAUGGGACAUCAUAGGAGAAUUCAGUAACUUACCUCAGGAAGAGCUCCUGGAAUGGAUCAAGGACAACACGAGGCCUAAUGCUGUGUUUGCUGGUGCAAUGCCCACCAUGGCGAGUGUGAAACUGUCCACAGGAAGAGCCAUAGUGAACCACCCGCACUAUGAAGAUGCAGGAUUGAGAGAAAGAACAAAGAUGGUGUAUGCCAUGUACAGCCGAAAGCCAGCUGAGGUAGUGAAGCGAAACUUGAUAAAGCUGCAGGUGGACUAUUUCAUCCUUGAGGACUCGUGGUGCACCAGACGCUCCAAGCCUGGUUGCAGCAUGCCUGAGAUCUGGGAUGUGGAGGAUGCCCAGAAUGCAGGAAAAGCGCCACUUUGCACCAUCAUGUGGAAGGAUUCACGUCCUCACUUCUCCACUAUCUUUCACAACAACAUUUACAAAGUCCUUCGAGUUCCCAAAACCGUGAGAGAUAUGAGAUGACAGCAAUUUGUCCAUCACCUUACUGUUUUCCUGUCUUUGAUAUGGUGUGUGUGUAUAUACACAGCUUUUUUUUCAGGUCAGAUGUGUUUUCUGGAGCCCUGCUUCUGCCACUUUGGUGUCCGUUUUGUUUUGAUAAGCUGUAAUAGAUGUUUCAACCGCAGUGAGAGAGUCAGUAAGUAUUGAAUCAAACCCUUUUCAAUUAAAGGAAUAGUUCACCUAAAAAUGAAAUUUGCUAAAAAUCUACUCACCUUUAGCUCAUCCAAGAUAUAGAUGAGUUUGUUUCUUCAUCAAAACAGAUUUUUUCAAACGCAUGCUCAUUCUGACGGCACCCAUUCACUGCAGAGGAUCCAUUGGUGAGCAAGUGAUGUAAUGCUAAACUUCUCUGAAUCUUUUCUGAUGAAGAAACAAACUCCUCUACAUUUUGGUUGGCCUAAGGGUGUCAAUUUUCAGCAGAUUUUCAUUUUUGAUGUACUAUUCCUUUAACCAUCUGCUCUCAUGCCUGUUGAAAUGUCUUUAAUGGGAUGACUGUGAUUUUUGCAAUCGAUGGUGCUGCUGUUUGACAUUUGUGUAUGGUCU
Molecule: messenger RNA, 2961 nt
Organism: Carassius carassius (crucian carp)
Lineage: Eukaryota; Metazoa; Chordata; Actinopteri; Cypriniformes; Cyprinidae
Gene: dpy19l1l
Product: dpy-19-like 1, like (H. sapiens)
Exons: 22
Coding region: 193-2385 (730 amino acids)
Cellular component (GO): nuclear inner membrane
Molecular function (GO): mannosyltransferase activity
Source: RefSeq, a predicted model, not a curated record